This is a messenger RNA of Penicillium maclennaniae, 4209 nucleotides long. RefSeq lists its product as uncharacterized. The coding region runs from base 1 to 4209 and encodes 1402 amino acids. Gene Ontology annotation, molecular function: protein binding. The transcript has 4 exons. The record is from RefSeq and is a predicted model, not a curated record. NCBI's taxonomy places the organism in Eukaryota, Fungi, Ascomycota, Eurotiomycetes, Eurotiales, Aspergillaceae.
AUGUCUAGAUCUGAAGUCAAGGAGGAAUAUAACCUGCAAGAGGCGUGGGACCGGGUGUGCGCGUCGUUCGCACACACAACCAAAGUUGACCUCACCGUAACGCCCAAAUACACAGUUGAUGAGGUGCUCGACCAGAUUCAAACAAAUCAAGAUGAGGAUGAUGAGCGAAACAACAAAUACAAAGUCGCGAAAGACGUGAUCGGCAAGACAUUAACCUUUAUCACGGUCCUCGGGGGCAUAGCUGCUCAGGGUGCUAGCAUGGUUUUUGCCCCCAGUAACUUGUGUUUCAAUGCGAUUUCUUAUCUUAUUAGUACUGGAGCCAAGUACAAGCGCAUCUUCAGCAGUCUGGCAGAGCUAUUCCGGCGCAUUUCGGAUGUACUUGAGCGCUGCAAAAUCUACAUGCGCCUGCCCCCAGACGCGGUCGAUAUCUCUCUCAGGAAGAUCAUCAACGAGGAAUUGGUAUGCUUCGUCGACAUCUGUGCACUGUCCAUCAAAGUUCUCAAAGGUCAUAAAAUCUUCACCGCGCUCAAAGUCUUUGCCUUCGACAGCGACGAAGGCGUCAGCGGCCAGCUGAGUCGCUUGGCUACCCUUGUUGACCGCGAAUCUCAAAUGCGAGGAACGCUGGGAUUCAAGUCACAAAAGAUCAGCGAGAAGUUGAUUAUCGAGAAUCGAGAUGGCACUAGGAAAAUCAGCGCAUCUGUGGAUAGUCUUAUCAACUUUGAGAAGAAAAGAGACGUGGAUAGUGCCGCCAAAAGGAUUCUGAAGAACAUCGAUUCUAAUCUUCAUACUCCCAGUGAGAGCUACAAGCUUCAUGGGUUUCCACUCAGGACUCAUCCUUCUCUAUAUUCGGAAUCUCUGGAGCCGAAGGAUAUGGCAAGUCAUUCCUUUUUCGCCACCAUCGUUAAGGACUUGCAAGAGAAAUAUGCCCACUCUACCGAGGAUCUGACGUGCACCUCCACUGCCUACUACAUGUUUGAUCACGAGCAGAAUGAUGCAUCUCUGACCAAAGCUCUGAAAGUGCUUGCAUGGCAGAUUGCCAACACCGAUAUCGUUUAUCGCAAGGACCUGACUUCUGUUCAGCUAUCGGGUGUGAAUCAGAUAGAGAGCCUCUGGGAACUUCUAUUUACAAAGUCUUACAAGAGCGACUCAAGGUUCUUCUUCCUCUUCGACGGCGUUGACAAGAUGGAUAAGGCCCAUCUCAAAGAUUUCAUCCAACUUCUGGCAAAGUUACAGGCAGUAUCUGAGACCUGGCCACGCUUCAAGCUCCGUAUUCUGCUUUCUGGGCGGGAUGAUACCAUAGGAAAUAUCAAAAGGCAAAUCGGGGAUGGAAUUUCCGUUGUUGACGUGGCUUCGAGAAACACUGAUGACUUACGAAACUUCAUUACCGAUCGCAUGAACAAGAUGGACAUUCUCAGUGGUUCAUCACAUCAAAUUCUUCAUCUGCGACAGGAGAUCUUACAGGCUCUCAUGACCCAAACGCAUGGCGAUUUUGUUAAUGUUGGUCUGAUCUUGCAUGAAAUCAGUGGAAAGCAGCGCCCGGGCGAGAUUCGGGAUAUUUUGUCUCGAUCAGGAGGGAACCGAUCUGACACGAUCGUGAGGAAAAUGGAGCUCUUGAACGAAACAUUAAGUGACGAUGAUAUCUCUGACCUUAAUAGUCUCCUCGCCUGGGUCGUGCUUGCCAAAUGCAUACUCAGCCUUCAAGAGUUAGAGGCAGUCCUUUUCCUUAAAGCUCGGGAGCCUUCUCUUCGACCGCUAGCAGAGAAGAUCACGAAUCAGUACUCCUCGCUGCUUCAGGUCUAUGGUGAACCACAUCCUAUCACCAGAGUCACCCCGCCAACUUCAAACGUGAUGCUUGUCUCUGAAUCUAUCGAGGAAUUUCUGCGAACGCAGCCUCAACCAGGCGAGUCUGAAGAUGUCCAGGACCUGAUCCAAUCUGGCGACGUCAAUGAGAUUGAGGUCAGGAUUGUCCGGCGAUUUUUGGAGUCUGUAUGCGACCCUAAGUUGUUCAAUAAAUUCGGCUUUCAUGAAUUUUUCCAACGAAAGCUCAAGGGGAAAACUGUUCGCGUUGGAUUUGAUAUUGAAACAGCGAAUCUGAGAAUAUUGGCAGAUUGCUUAGAGGUCAUCUGCUCAAGGGAGACGCCAGAGCUAGCUCCAUUGCUCGAUUAUGCAGUCACCUACUUUGCUGAACAUCUCAAGGAAGCCGAUCCUUCACUGACACAGCCACAAGUCAAAACAGCCCUUGGUACUCGGCUAGUGGAGAUAUUUGCAGACGAAGCUGCUAUUGCGCAAUGGUGGACCACAGAAAACACCUGGCUUCGAUCAAUGUGGAUCUAUGAGGAUGGAUUAACCGAUGUCGUGUUGAGAUGGCUUCAAGACUCUGCCGUCACGAAGAACCUCUCAAAUGAGCAAAGCAAGUGGGUGCGAAGUCUGAGUUCCAAAUCGGAGCCUGACGCAGAUCUUCUCGAACACAUCGUCCGGUUCUUGGGGCGCAGAUGGUUACAAGAAGGCCCAGAAGGCAUCCUCUACCAUUUCGCCACGAUACAUGGGUAUCUCACAAAGAUUGCAAAUCGUAAAGAUUCGAGUGUCAAGAGAUUCACAGCCACUCCACGGAAGGAAACUAUUGAAGCCUCUCAGAUCUUCGAUGCUGCACAAUGGGUACAGCGCCAGAUCGGAUUGGAUGAAUUGGGCUAUGAAGAGACCCGCAACUUGGCACGCACCCUCCGAGAUCUUGGCAAGUACCCCGAAGCCAUUAGGCAAUUCAAGUUGGCAUCCUCACUCCAGAGCGACAACUGGAUUUCGCAAUGGGGGCUAGCAGACUGCUUUGCCUCCCAAAAGGAUUACAUGACGGCGAUCGAGAUCUUGGAGGCCGCGAAGAAGUCUUACGAGUCUGAUGAGACAGCAGAGGGUGAAGAGGCGAAAGUAGACCUCAUAAACAUAUCCCGCGACCUCGCCGAAUGGAACAAAGAGGCGGGUAAUGCAGAUCAGACGUUCUCAAUUUACAAGAACAUUCUGCAAGAAAAUCCAGAUGAUUACGAAGCGGCGCUUUCAAUUAUGAUGCUUCAUUACGAGAACAAUGACUACCAGGGUCUGCUUGAAUUCCUACAAUCGCGCCAGGAUUCGACGAACGAAACAACGGGACUGGAUCAUCGCACAGAAGCGUUCCACGCCCACUACAACAACGAGAAAUACCAUGAAGCUAUCUUCGCGCUAGCUUAUAAGACAGAUAACUUUGAUAUCAUUCUGGAUAGCUAUAAGGUAGCUGUGGAUGAGGCAAAGAAGCGAUAUACCAAAGGUAGACAGACUGGGGACCUCGUUGAGGAGGAGUUUGGCCGUGUCUGCCAGGCCUUACUCAUGCACAGGGCUGCGCUUCUGUGCUACAACCACACUUCCAACACCGUGGAGCAUAGAGAGUUUGCUAUCGACCAAUGGAUACUAAUUCUGCAGAUGGACGAACCCAGCGCAUCGUAUCUUCCAAUCGUGAAGAAGCUAGUACGCAAGAAAAUGGCGAUUGUUUGUUUUCAAGAAGCUCGGCGAGAUAUCGCCACUGCUGGGCUAUAUUUACAACAUCUGGAGGAGAUGGCGUCUUUGUCGAUUCGAGGCUGUUGGGAAGAGGAUUUCGAUGAGACGUAUCCAAUGCGGCUUAUUUCCCGAUGGUACGCAUUGCAAGGCGACGAGCAGAAGGCCAAGGAUACUUUGCGGGCUCCUAUCAAGGUGUAUCUUGAUCUUCUUUCAGACGAUGAUCCGCUCAAUGACUGGCAGGGCUAUCAUGGGUUGGCAAUGCAUCUGAUGUUUGCGGGUCAGGAUGCCGACUCCCUCGCCGCGUGGUCUUUGAUUACUCCACGCGAUCACCUCGAGACUGAGAAUAGUUCCUCGGAAGCGAAGGGCAAAGCGACGGAGCUUCGGGGGCCAAUGAAUGACAUAUGUGAUGGGCGUUGUGGGACGAGUUGGACGUUCGCCAACGACAUCUACGUUUGUAGGGACUGCGACUAUGUUGAGUUUGACGAAGGCUGCUUGAAAAAGCUCCGAGAAGGAACCUUGGGCUCUGAAGAAAUAUGUGGGAAGGACCACGAGAUGCUACACGUCCCAGCAUAUGACGCAGCCGACCGCGAGAAAAUCGGUAUUGGGAAUGUGAAGGUUGGGGAACACAUUCUUUCGGUUGAAGAGUGGCUUCAGCGGCUUAGGAGAGACUGGAAGAUCAAGCUAGCAUAA